Messenger RNA from Solea senegalensis (Senegalese sole), 959 nucleotides. RefSeq names its product epigen-like. The transcript has 5 exons. Lineage: Eukaryota; Metazoa; Chordata; Actinopteri; Pleuronectiformes; Soleidae. Gene Ontology annotation, biological process: epidermal growth factor receptor signaling pathway; positive regulation of mitotic nuclear division; positive regulation of cell population proliferation. The record is from RefSeq and is a predicted model, not a curated record. The coding region runs from base 68 to 541 and encodes 157 amino acids.
GUCUGUCACACGGCUUAGUCGGAGGAAGCAAGACUGACACCACCACAUAUCACUGACUGAAGAUAAGAUGUUUGCACUGAUGAAAGGCCUGACCUCAGUGGUGGCAGUGCUGCUUCUCCUGACCACAACAGGACAAUCUGCGACUGUGACGGACAACCUUCAGACCACAGCCUCUCCUCUUACGUCUCUGACAACGCAGCUCAAUAACAGUGAUACGGAGGAACCUCAGGUUCUAAGCAUACACAGGUCGUGUGAAGAUGAACAUGAAGGGUACUGUGAGAACGGUGGCCAGUGCAUGUAUCCCCAGGACAGCGAGAAACCUUCUUGCAUCUGCACGUCCUCGUACCACGGGCCCCGCUGCCUCUUCCUCAUUGAACCCACUCAAUCUCGGCCUGAGUUAGAGAAAGUCAUCGGCAUCACCUUUGGCGUACUCAUGCUCAUCUUGAUCCUGGCCAUCGUGAUGUACUGCUUUGCCUACAGAAAGUGUAUAAAAUCAUCAGCACCACUAAUAAAAGCUGCACCAUCUGAGACAUCAGUGUGAGGCCCACUGUUCCACCGUCAUCAUCAUUGUCAUCAUCAUCAUCACCAUCAAUACUAACCCACAACGCAAUUUUGCCGCUCCUAAUUUUGGACUUUCCACAUGUUUGUUUUUCCACUUUCCUUUAUUUAUUGUGCAUAGAGAAUGCCACUCUUCAGUCUGAUGUCCUCAUUCAAAGCAGCCGAUUCUGUGUCAGACCAGUUUGGCCUUUUUAUUUUUGUAUUUUUCUAACAGGGUAAGGUAGUAAUGAUUCCACUGGCCUUCAAAGAAAACUAUCUGCCUAUUUAUUGUAAUGUAUAAAUUAACUUAUUGAAUAAUUUUUGUUUAUUUAAGGUUUUUGUAAUAAAAAAAAAAAGAAAGAAUAUUUUACGUGUUGCUAUGAUUACCGUGGGUAAAAUAAACACAAAGCUUUGAUAACUUA